Messenger RNA from Panicum hallii, 2120 nucleotides. Its product is annotated as putative wall-associated receptor kinase-like 16. The transcript has 4 exons. Gene Ontology annotation, cellular component: plasma membrane. Gene Ontology annotation, molecular function: ATP binding; calcium ion binding; polysaccharide binding. The record is from RefSeq and is a predicted model, not a curated record. Gene Ontology annotation, biological process: cell surface receptor signaling pathway; protein phosphorylation. The coding region runs from base 1 to 2109 and encodes 702 amino acids. Lineage: Eukaryota; Viridiplantae; Streptophyta; Magnoliopsida; Poales; Poaceae.
AUGGAAGUGCGCUUUCUGCAGCUUGGUGCUGGUCUUCUGCUUCUGCUAGCGGCACAGCCUGCCCCUACCACUGCGCUUCCUAGUCCUCAAUGCCAAAAGAAGUGUGGCAACGUUGAGAUACAGUACCCGUUCGGCAUCGGCUUGGAGUGCUCACUGGCACCAUACUUCAACGUCAGCUGCAGGGUGCAAGAAGACGGCAUCUCCAAGCCGUUCAUCAGUGAUGAUUUGGAGCUGCUCGAUACUUCACUGACUCGAAGCACGAUCCGGGUGCUCAACAACAUCGCGACAUACUGCUACAAUGCCUCCGGGCUCUUGGAGGCCAAUUUCUGGGGGUUCGACGCAAGCCCUACCCCCUACCGCUUCUCAGACAUCCUUAACAAGUUCAUCGUCAUCGGGUGCAACACAAUUGGGUUCAUCUCUGACAGCGACGACAGCAAAGACCGGAGCUACCUGAGCGGGUGCAUCUCGACAUGCAGCAAGGUGUCUGACCUGACGAACGGCUCCUGCUCAGGCGCGGCCGCGUUCAACUUCAGCACCACUUACAUCAACACGUUCAACGAAACAAAUGCAGGUGGGCAGGUACCCAUGGUGCUAGACUGGGCGAUAAGAAACGAGAGCUCCUGUGAGGUGGCCAGACGGAACAAGACAGGCACAUACGCAUGCCUCAGCAGUAACAGCGAGUGUGCAGAUUCAUCCAACGGGCCAGGGUACGUGUGCAGCUGCUCCAAAGGGUACGCAGGCAACCCUUAUCUUCCAGGUGGAUGCCAAGAUUACGAUGAAUGUAAAGACAGCUCAUCGUGCCCUUCGGGUGGCAUCUGCCGCAACACGGAAGGAGGAUACCAGUGUUCGUGUCGAGCAGGAAGGAAGUUUUCUGAUAAGAACAAAACAUGUGACCCUGAUACGGGCCUAAUAAUAGGAGUUACAGUUGGCUUUCUUGUUCUCAUGAUUUUCUCCUUCUCCGGGCAAAUGAUCCUCCAAAGAAGAAAACUGAAAAAAGUUAAGCAAGAACAUUUUCGACAGCAUGGUGGCAUGCUUUUAUUUGAGAGGAUGAAGUCAGAAAAUGGUCUUGCUUUCACGGUUUUUACGGAACGUGAACUUAUACAUGCCACAAACAACUACGAUAAGAGUAGAGUCAUUGGAAAAGGGGGCCAUGGGAUGGUCUACAAAGGGAUAGUUAAAGACAACAUGCCUAUUGCAAUUAAGAGAUGUGCACUUAUCGACGAAAGGCAAAAGAAGGAAUUUGGUCAGGAACUGCUUAUACUAUCUCAGAUCAAUCACAAGAACAUUGUAAAACUCGUGGGCUGUUGCCUUGAGGUGGAAGUUCCAAUUCUAGUCUAUGAGUUUAUCCCAAAUGGCACACUGUUUGAACUUAUCCAUGGCAAGAACCAAGCACUACAAAUCUCUUUCAGCUCCCUUUUAAGGAUUGCUCAUGAAGCAGCUGAGGGACUCAAUUUCCUGCACUCAUACGCAUCUCCUCCAAUCAUUCAUGGCGACGUGAAGAGCGCCAACAUCCUUCUUGACGGUAAUUACAUGGCAAAAGUGUCAGAUUUUGGAGCCUCCAUACUCGCUCCAUCCGACAAAGAGCAGUAUGUCACAAUGGUUCAAGGCACUUGUGGCUACCUUGACCCCGAGUACAUGCAGACAUGCGAACUGACAGAGAAAAGCGAUGUCUACAGCUUCGGCGUUGUCCUUCUGGAGGUCCUCACCGGCCAGGAACCUCUGAAGUUGGAUGGACCUGAGACGCAAAGAAGCCUGUCAUCAAAUUUCUUAUCCGCUAUGAAGGAGAACAAUCUUGACGCGGUGUUGCCGAACCACAUAAAGGGGCAAGAGAGCGCUGAAUUGGUCAGAGGGCUUGCGGAACUAGCAAAGCAUUGCCUGGACAUGUGUGGCAGCAACAGGCCGUCCAUGAAGGAAAUUGCCGACGAGCUCGGCAGAUUGAGGAAGCUCUCCCUGCAUCCUUGGGUACAGCUCGAAACGGAGGAGACCCGAAGCCUUCUUAGCGGGACAUCAACCGCUAGCUUUGGAAUGGAAACUGCUACAGCUGGCUAUCCUACACAGGAAGGUGACAACGUCCCUAUGAACCCAAGAAGUUCGUAUUAUGCGAGGUGAGGUGGCUGAAA